AUGGCCCGUGCCGCGGCGGCUCUGCAGGUCCAUCGCCCAGGUCCAGCCGGCGUCCUGCGCGGUGACGGUGGUGUAGCUGCGCAGCGCGUCAUGCGGCCGAGCGUAGGCCACCGGCAGCGCGACGGCGCGGUCACAGGGCAGCACGUCGCCGAACGACACCCAGGGCACGCCCAGCGCCUGCUGCAGCAGCAGCGAUGGCGAGCCGGUGCAGUCGAUGAAGAAGCUGGCCGCAUGGCGCUGGCCGUUGGCGAGCUCCACCGACUCGAUGCCCUGCUCGCCGCGGUGCACGCGCACCACCUCGCCGGGCACGUGGCGCACGCCGCGCUCCAGCGCCGUCUGCUGCAGCAGCAUGGCCAGCCGGCUGGCGUCGAGCUGGUAGCCGUAGCUGACCGGCGCCUGGUAGUCGGGCGAGUCCAUCAGCUUGGGCGAGAGGUGGCCGUCGAACAGCGUCGUCUGCACCGUGCAGGCCUGCGCCAUCGGCUGCUGCGUGAGGCCUCGCUGCAGCAGGUUGAGCCAGUGCGCGGUUGUUGCGAAGCCGUGGAAGGGCGGCGGGAUGUCGAAGGGGUGGUCGAACGAGUCCUCGGGUGCCACGCCGCCGCUGCGCCAGCCGUUGAAGCGGAUGCCGUUGGUCAGCGUCGCGUCGGAGGCCGCGAACAGCGCGCUCUCGGGCAAGCCGAGCGCCUGCAGCGUGUGGCGCAGCGUCGGCACGGUGGCUUCCUCGGCGCCGAGCGCGGCGCUGUGCGGCGGCUCGAUCAGUGUGAUGGGCAGGGGGCUCUGGCGCGCGGCGCCCAGCGUGCGCUGCAGGUAGCAGGCGGCCAGCCAGCCGGUGGUGCCGCCGCCGACGAUGACGAGGGAUUGGAUGUCGGACACAGCGCGAACUCCGAAAAACUUCGGCCACGACCUUACGACUGCUCCCGGCCCGCGCGACGACGGCCCGGCCGCGGGCAAGGCGCGCCUCAAGACCGGCACGCUGCGCGAUGCGGUGGGCCUGGCGGGCUUUGUGCCGGACGCCAAUGGCAAGCCCUGGGUCUUCGUCGCGCUGCUCAACCACCCGGAGGCGGCGAAGAAGGGCCGACCGGUGCUGGAUGCGUUGGCGGACUGGGUGGCGGCGCAGCGGUGAUGGAAGCGCCCUUGGUUGCGAAGGUUCGCUUCGAACUCCUCCCCGGUGAGGUGAGCGGGAAGACUCGGGGCUAUCUCUCCAACGUUCGUCCGAAUCACUACAUCGCCGAGCUCGGCUACACGGUCAUCGGGAAUGUUGUCUUCGACGAUGGCACCGUGGCGCUCGGUGAAGCCGCAAGUGCAACCAUCUCGUACGUUCAUCACGAGCCAUUGGCCCGCGUUCUGAUUCCGGGGUUGCGCUACGAGCGUCAAGCUGCCGUAGCCCUCGCCCGGUUCGCACUUCGUGAAGCGGCCCAGCGCGACGCCGGCCAGUUGCGACAACGCGCCGCACAGCCGCAGCGUGGAGAGGCAGCGGUCGAUGCGGUAGAUGUACUCGUUGAUGUCUUCGAGGAACAGGAUCGCGCCGCGGCAGUCGGGGAAGUAGGCCGAGCCGGCGAGGGACGCGAGCACGCCGGCCACCGGGCUGUGGAAGGUGACGAGGCCGGUCUGGCGGUGGAUGGCGUUGACGAGGCUGGUCAGGUCGCUGAAGCCGCCGAAGAACUUGGGCUUGCGGCGGAUGAGGUCGUAGUCGAGCUUGUCGACGAUGCGGUUGCAGCCCGAGCCGCCGGAUUGACGCUGCGCCAGCGGGCUCGCUAUGUUGCUCGAUCUCGCGAGGAGAUCGACAUGAAGCUCGGCCUGAUUGCCCUCUUCACAUUGGCGCUGCUGUGUGGCUGCGUCAGCACGACGCCCAGCGCCAGCCUGGAAGACACGAAGAACUGCACGGCGAUGGUCGCCGGCGGUUUCCGCAAGGUGGCCGACGAGCGCAGCGAGCGCUUCAACGGCAAGGUCGGCGAGGCGGUGGCGCGCUGCCGUGGCGGCGACAAGGCGGCGGCCUUCCGCGCCACACCCUACGUCGACUGGGCCAACUACUGGGCCACGGGCGAUGCCGGCACGCUGCUGCCGGGCACGACGGGCGUCGGGCUCCACAUCGGCGCCAACGGCCGCGGUGUGGACGGCGCGCUGCUGGACCUCGAAUACCAGCGCAUGGAGCUGAUCAAGUUCAACCUGUUCGACAACUCGGGCACCUUCACCGACUACGCGCUCGGGCGCGACGGCGUGCCCGGCACGGCCAUCAAGAGCUGGCCCUCGAUGCGGCUGCCGGCGAGCUCGCCGUUCUAUGCCGCUGUGGGCGGUGACGGGCCGCAGCUUUGCCAGGGCGAGCUGAUCCGCUGGCGCCAGCUCAGCGGCAUCUGCAACGACCUCGUCAACCCGCGGAUGGGCUCCAGCGGCAUGCUGUUCGCGCGCAACGUGCAGUUCGAGGCGACCUACCCCGACGCCAGCGACGACCCGCUCGCACGCAACCGCCACGGCGAUCGGCUGAGCCUGCUGCAGCCCGACCCGCAGCUCAUCAGCCGCAAGCUGUUCACGCGCGCGCAGAGCGACCCCAGCAAAUGCCGCGACGGCCAGGGCCUGCCCGGCGCGGCAGUGGAGGCGAACUGCGACUACCAGAAGGCGCCGUUCUUCAACGUGCUGGCGGCGUUCUGGAUCCAGUUCAUGACGCACGACUGGUUCUCGCAUCUGGAAGAAGGCCGCAACGCGCCGCAGUGGAUGCCGGCGGUUGCGGCGCCAGCGCUCCAGCGGCAGCCCCAGGGAGCGGGACGGCGUCUUGAACGACGUCAGCGUCACGCCGCUGUUCAGCAGCAUGCCGGCAACGAGGCCGCCGGCCAUCAGCAGGCCCGUGCCGACCAACCAGAAGAUGCCGUGGCCGGCCGCGAUGACGGGGUCGCCGAACAUCGCCAGGCAGGCCGCGCCGACGAGCGUCGACACCAGCGCGACGCGCGUCCACAGCGCCUGCUUCAGGUUGUCCUUGAGCCAGCGCUGCGUCUCCAGGUCCAGCCCGAGAUGCUGCAGCCAUGGCGGGCCCAGCACGCCCUGGUUGCGCGCCAGCAGCGGAUGCAGCAGCAGGAACAGCCAGCGCACGGUCCAGCUGCGGUGGGCGGCGCGCAAUGCCUGCAGGCCGAGCAGCGGCGCGGCCAGCGCGCGCACGGCGGGGUCGACCGCCUGGGGGCGCAGGCGGCUGUCCAACGCGUCGUGCAACGCCUGCGCGAGCUCCGGGCCGAGCUGGCGCGCGGUGCGGAAAUCGCUGAGCCAGCCGAAGUGCGCGUCUAG
Ostertagia ostertagi is the source of this 3267-nucleotide messenger RNA. NCBI's taxonomy places the organism in Eukaryota, Metazoa, Nematoda, Chromadorea, Rhabditida, Trichostrongylidae. The record is from the annotation of a GenBank genome assembly.